AUGGUCGACCCUCAGUGCACCCUGGUCGACCCACUGCACACCCUGGUCGACCCACCGCACACCUCUGGUCGACCCUCCGUGCACCCUGGUCGACCUCCAAACCUGGUCGACCCACUGACACCCUGGUCGACCCUCCGUGCACCCUGGUCGACCCAAUCAGACACCCUUCUGGUCGACCCACCGCACACUUGCGUCGACCUCCAGCACCUUCUGGUCGACCCACUGCACACCCUGGUCGACCUCCGUAACCCCUGGUCGACCCACCGCACACUGAAGACCUCUCCGUCGACCCACCGCACACCCUGGUCGACCCAUCGCACACCCUGGUCGACCCACCGCACACACCCUGGUCGACCCAUCACACACCCUGGUCGACCCACCGCACACCCUGGUCGACCUCCAGCACCCUGGUCGACCCACCACACACCCCUGGUCGACCCACUGCACACCCUGGUCGACCCACCGCACACCCUGGUCGACCUGCUCACACCCCUGGUCGACCCACCGCACACCCUGGUCGACCCACCGCACACCCUGGUCAGCCCACACCCUGGUCGACCCAUCACACCCUGGUCGACCCACCGCACACCCUGGUCGACCCACUGCACACCCUGGUCGACCCACCGCACACCCUGGUCGACCCACCACACCCUGGUCGACCCACCCCUGUCGACCUGCCUCACACCCUGGUCGACCUCCGUGCACCCUGGUCGACCCACAGCAACCCUGGUCACCCUCCGUGCACCCUGGUCGACCCUCCAGAACUCUGGUCGACCCGCCGCACACCCUGGUCGACCCAUCUGCACACCGACCUGCCUCACACCCUGGUCGACCUCCAGCAACCCUGGUCGACCCACCGCACACCCUGGUCGACCCACCGCACACCCUGGUCGACCUGCCUCACACCCUGGUCGACCUGCUCACACCCUGGUCGACCUGCCUCACACCCUGGUCGACCUGCCCUCACACCCUGGUCGACCCUCCGUGCACCCUGGUCGACCUGCCUCACCCUGGUCGACCUGCCUCACACCCUGGUCGACCCUCCGUGCACCCUGGUCGACCCACUGCACACCCCUGGUCGACCCACUGCACACCUCUGGUCGACCUGCCUCACACCCUGGUCGACCCUCCGUGCACCCUGGUCUAGACACGGUUUGA
Molecule: messenger RNA, 1158 nt
Organism: Homarus americanus (American lobster)
Lineage: Eukaryota; Metazoa; Arthropoda; Malacostraca; Decapoda; Nephropidae
Product: splicing factor 3A subunit 2-like
Exons: 1
Coding region: 1-1158 (385 amino acids)
Source: RefSeq, a predicted model, not a curated record